Messenger RNA from Vigna umbellata (rice bean), 476 nucleotides. Its product is annotated as zinc metalloproteinase aureolysin. NCBI's taxonomy places the organism in Eukaryota, Viridiplantae, Streptophyta, Magnoliopsida, Fabales, Fabaceae. The record is from RefSeq and is a predicted model, not a curated record.
GCCUUUCUGUGCAAAGUCGAUAGCCGUACCAAUCUAAACGGUCUUCGAUUUGGAUCCUGCACCGUCAUCUGGUGCAGUGUGAACGAUGACUGUGAAGUUGUCCAUGGCAGGGUUUCGAAGCUCGUUGCCUUUUUCGGCGCUUAUACGACAAGUUGAACAAGAAAUGGAAACUGUUAUUAAGGUGCUGCAGCCUGGACCCUUGGGAAUCAUAGAGCACAAGUUUUCUGCUGACGAAAUUCGCAAGGCUAAUUCCACCGUUUCAAAAGCAGUGAUCAAUUGGCGAAGGAAUGCAAUCCUCGAAGACAAUAAUCACGUUUUGAAAAAUUACAUUCACAAGUGAAGUAAAUUUAAUUCCCUUGGUUGCUAUUUUUGUUCAGAUAUGUGAUCUUUGUUGAGAUCUUUGAUGAUGUAAAUGCUGGUUACUUGGUUAUAAAUCUGUACGAAAUUAUUUAAUAAUAUCUGAACUUUGGUAUGAU